AGCACUGGUAUGAUUUGCAAACUCCAAAUAAAAAUAUUUGGAAAGAAAAGGAUUUUACCAGAAAUUUGGGCACCAACAAAAAUAUAACCAAUUUACAAAGAAAUCAAAAAAUUAUAAAAUACAAAGAAACUUUCCUCAUUUGUUUGUAAAUUAUGUUACUUUAGUUGUAUUUAAAGGUUGGCAUUUUGUUGUAAAACCUUUGGCAGCAACAACAGCAGCUUAACAUAUUGACAUUAAAGCUCACCUAAUUUUCGCAUCUUUUCCUUGGGAUAUUGAUCCACGAACCAUGCAGGAUACUCCAAAGAUCUUUAUUGUUCUUUGGUUCCGCAUUAAAAACAUAUUUUUUAACUUAACCCAAAAUAUUAGCAAUGGAGUUCAUGUAAGUAAGUGAAUUGUGCUCGAACUACUUUCGAGCUUUCUUUCUAGUUUUUUGGGUCAUUUUCUUGCUGGAAGACACAAAACAACUCUAUUUCGUAUUCUGCAUAAAGCAGUAUCACUGUUUCUUUGAUAUUGACAUAGACAUGUUGCCUAGUACGAAAAUCAUGCCCAUACGAUUUUGGUUGCUUUUCUAUGUCUAAUAAAUUUACAUGUGAGUCAGGGGAUUGUAUUCUGCAUUCGGUAGUCGUUUCACACAAGAACAAGACCCUUUUACACCAAAAAAUAAAUUUUGGCUUUAGUCGGACCACAGGGUGUUUCUCCAUUUUUCUUUGUCCCAACUUUACUGCUAUUUUGCAUACCAAACUUUUUUUUGCCCUAUGCCUUCCCGUGAAAAGUGGAAUUUUCCUUGGACUACGAGUACCUAUUUUACGUUCUUGUAAACAAGAUCUAACUUUUUUGGUACUUGACGAGAAAUGGGGAUAUCGCGGCCUUUCGUCCAUCUGUUUCUUAUUGAAAACAUAUUUUAAAGCAUUGCUAAUCAUUUUUGUUUUAAAAACAGACAGCCAAUCCUUAGCAUAGGUCCUGCCUUCUGAAAUGAAAGUUUUGAACCUUUGGCUCUUUUCUUCACUUUAGUGCUUUCCAAGACCCAUAAUUACUUAAAUUUUUUAACUUUCUUGUCACAAUCACCUAAAGCCACCGAUUUUUAAUUCAAUCAAGAACUUAAAAUAUAAAGAAGCUCAGAAAAGUAGAAGCCAUUACAUAAAACAGUUACUGGUGCUAUUUUUGUUGGUGCUCCAUUUCGCUCCCCUAUUGCAAAAUUGCCUAAAGUUAUAAGAACCGUUAGAAUUGAGAGAGUAAGCACACUUCUCUCAGAGAGGAGACAUAUAAAGCUACAUUAUAUUACAGUAAAGUCCAGAAUAUGUUGGACAGUGGUCUUGUUGGGAAGGAAUAUAGACAGUCGUCCCUACUGGUGCUGUAAAUGCCAACCACCCAUACAUAUGUACAUAUAUGCUACAAAACAUUUCAUCUAUGAAAUUAUACACAUAUCUAUUCGAUUCGGUAAUAGAUUAGCAUUUUAGCAUAUACCUAAUAAUAAUAAUAGUUGAACAUAUGUACAUGUACGAUGAGCUGAGCUGCACUUUUUCAUAGUAGGCUACGGAUUGAGCAGUGACUGGGUUGAAGUCGAACCAAAGAGCGGAAGUGUCAAGAAACGAAAUAGACGCACAAAUUUACCAAGCUAAAAAUUGUUCAUUGACAGUAUUUCGUAAUGUCUGAUCUUGGAAGUGGAGAUGAAGGCAUCUCAGGAGGAUCAAAAUAUAAUGUCGCUAACAUGGAGGGUUCCUCAAGCAGAAACGAUUUCGAUUCCUCUGGCAAAGGUGGCGGUACAGUGGAACAGGAACUGGCUACAAAAAUGCUUCAAAUACAAUCCAAGCGAUUCUAUCUAGAUGUAAAACAAAAUCGGCGCGGGCGUUUUAUUAAAGUAGCCGAGAUUGGCGCUGAUGGUAGACGAAGUCAAAUAUACUUGGCCCUUUCAACUGCUGCCGAAUUUCGCGACCACUUAUCAUCCUUUAGUGAUUACUAUGCAUCACUAGCUGGUCAAAACACAGGCCCUCCGAACACAGACAAUUUGCCGGAGGAUGGUAAAUUGAAGUCCGAAAUGAUGAUCAAAGAUUAUAGAAGAUAUUAUUUGGAUCUAAAGGAGAAUGCCCGUGGCCGUUUCCUUCGGGUAUCACAAACCAUAACAAGGGGUGGGCCUCGAUCGCAAAUCGCACUACCAGCCCAAGGAAUGAUCGAGUUUCGAGAUGCGCUCACAGACUUACUGGAAGAGUUUGGGGCUAAUGAUGGAGGGUUUAAAGGGGACUUGCCCGAAGAGCGUCAUAUGAAGGUUGAUAAUAAAAACUUUUAUUUUGAUAUUGGGCAAAAUAAUCGUGGAGUUUAUAUGCGGAUAAGUGAAGUGAAAAACAAUUUUCGGACCUCAAUAACUAUCCCGGAGAAAUGCUGGAUACGCUUUCGUGAUAUUUUUAAUGAUUACUGCGACAAAAUGAAGAAAACGUCCGACCCAAUCACUGCCGACAUUAAUCUACCGACAUCUGCAAAUAGUCUUAAAUAAAGGGUAUUGAUAAAAGCCGAUUUAAGCAAUUUAAAAAGAUGCAUGCAUCAUUCUUGGCUCCUAACAAACGCGAGAGCUUAUUAAAAGUGACGGAAAAAUUAAAAAGCUUGCAAUGUUCGAGAGAACUAAACCUUAAAAUAUGUGAAUUUUUCAGCUUGAAAAAAAACAACAAAAUAUAUAUAAACACACACACACAGUAGCAUUUAGCGAAUGAUGUAUUAGUAUUUUUUAGUUUAUGUAUUAUAAUAUAGUUUAACUAAAUCGACUAGCGUUAAAGGAUAGACAACUUGAGCGUAACCAACAAGCAACUCAAACACAAUCGAAUGAAUUAACUUGUAUGUAAGUGUACUCAGUCAGAUUCACAUACCUCAGCCAAGCCACUCGCAACGUCUCUUACGAUGGCUAAUACAAUUGUUAUUGAUUGACAUAAAUUAAUGACGCCGCUUGAAAGCAUCUGAAAAAUGUAAAAAAAAGAAUAAUUAUAUUUUUAACUAUGCCUCUUGAUUAAUUUAUAUGUCUAAAUUGAUGUACAUACGUCUUACCCUUGCUUCGGCCGAUAAUAGAAACAUGCUACGGAUACAUUUCGUGUGUCAUGGGAGAUGUAUGUAUUUAGCUAAUUGAUAGAUUAUGUCGCAAUAUUAAUCAGGUUAAUGCCAUUUUGAAACUUUCAUAGUAAAUACAUAUGUACGUUGCAAAUUGUUAAAGCUUCUAGAAAUAAUAUGUUAAAUAUUACAAAAUAUCUAUCUUAAAAUAGCUCCUAAAAGCGUUUUUAAAACAAAAGUUUCAAUGUGAUCACGUAGAAUAAAAAUUAUUAGAUACGAAAAAAAUGCAUAGCAAAUUAAAUUAUAAAAACAUAACUCGAUAGUGCAACACAGACACACACAUCCCCACAUCCAAGUUGUUGGUCGCAGAGGGGUAUUAUUAUUAUUAUUUUAGAGAAAAACAAAUCGAGUCCUAUAAAUAUCUACGCGACAAAUUACCUAUUGGUUGGAGUUUUUCUAUUGACAUCAAUGUGUAUAAAUUAAUUAUUUAGUCUUUAAUGUGUUAUGUAUGACUUUUCAGCUUUUAAGUUCAAUGAGAAUGACAUUGAAUUAUUAUCGUAAGAUUAUUAAAAUGGACGCUAUUUCAUUGCAUAAAAAGAACAAAUCCCAAUUGUACAUGCAUACUGAUGUGUGCAAUUUGUUAUAUUAACACGACCAUUGGCAUGUUAAGACGCGUAUGCGAUAGAGAGCCGGUGACGGAGUUGGAGUCUGGCUAUAACCUCUAUACUCUUAUAUUUACCUGGUAAAUAUAAGCUAAAAUAGAUAUGACAAAGAUAAUUAUAUAUAUUUAAAACCCAGAAAGUUUAUCUUCGAUGUUGUUUGGCAAGAAUACAUAUUGUAUAUUUUAAGAGUUAUGUGAAAGUACUAUGAAAAUAAAGUUAAAACUCAAUAAUAUGGGAAUGAGAA
Molecule: messenger RNA, 3936 nt
Organism: Drosophila pseudoobscura
Lineage: Eukaryota; Metazoa; Arthropoda; Insecta; Diptera; Drosophilidae
Gene: Pur-alpha
Product: Purine-rich binding protein-alpha
Exons: 8
Coding region: 1646-2488 (280 amino acids)
Biological process (GO): regulation of transcription by RNA polymerase II
Cellular component (GO): nucleus
Molecular function (GO): DNA-binding transcription factor activity, RNA polymerase II-specific; purine-rich negative regulatory element binding; RNA polymerase II transcription regulatory region sequence-specific DNA binding
Source: RefSeq, a predicted model, not a curated record